Messenger RNA from Zasmidium cellare ATCC 36951, 2691 nucleotides. RefSeq lists its product as uncharacterized. Gene Ontology annotation, cellular component: endoplasmic reticulum membrane. The record is from RefSeq and is a predicted model, not a curated record. Gene Ontology annotation, biological process: maintenance of protein localization in endoplasmic reticulum. The coding region runs from base 1 to 2691 and encodes 896 amino acids. Lineage: Eukaryota; Fungi; Ascomycota; Dothideomycetes; Mycosphaerellales; Mycosphaerellaceae. The transcript has a single exon.
AUGAGCCACUCGCAAAAAUCGCCCGGUGACGGCACUCUCAACCCGCCCGUCGCCAACGGACAGCUAGCCACUCCCUCGCUAUCCCCCAUCAGCGAGCAUGGCAAUGGCUUCCAGUCAUUCCCCGACAUCAAACGGGAUAUCGACAGUACCGUAGUGGAAGUAGAUGAAAAAGAUGAAAGCAAGACGUCCGCCGAUGAAGAUACCAGGCUCAGACGGCGCAGCAGCGAGACCAGGGCCUUGAAAUUAUCGCCUCAGCAAAUCCACGAUUUGACCACCUCUCCGGAUUCAUUACCCGUGCGAGCCGUGGAAGACUUGUCGCCUCUUCACGAGGACAUCGACCCCUUUGAAGAGUGGCAUGAGGCUCCCGCGACGAGCUCGAACUCUCUGGGCCCCCACAGCCUGCGACAGGCCGCUUCUACAUCUCCUCUGCAUGGACUCCCCAGUGUUGCUUCGACCCCUGCAGGGGCUCCCAGACCUGGCAGUACUGCUCGGUCAAUGUCGACGCCGCUCAUCCAAAGACGGGCAUCCUCAUCGAAGACUUCCAAGACGAAGCCGCAGCUCCCACAACUCAAAACCGAUGAGGCAGCGGCAAGUCGAUCAAAUGGAACUAUGAGGCCGUCGCCAGGUCACGGCAGAGAUCCGUCUCCCAUGCCAGCAAUCCUGCCAGUACCGCCUUUGUCUCUGCCAACUCAUUUGCGUCUGGAACUGUCAUCAGAUCGCCCUUCUGCGCUUUACAUCCACCGAUCAGCAGCCAGCGACUUUCCCUACGAAUCGUCCAAGGUCAAGUUUGAGCGACUACUGAAUUUCAUCCGUCUUCCGCCGCAGCUGGAACAUGUCCUCAUCUUUGGUGCUAUUGCAUGUCUUGAUACGUGGCUUUACACCUUUACCAUUCUACCACUGCGCUUCCUAAAUGCUGUCGCCAUUCUCGCCCAGUGGAUUGGCAGGAAUGCUACGCAAGAAGCUCACGACCUUGGGACUUUCGUUUACAAUGGACUGGGACGACUUUGGCAGAGACAACGUCACGGCUCAAUCUCCACCGCCGAACCACCAUCUUUGCCUCCAUCUGUACCAAGCAGCCGCAGAACAUCGUUAUCCGAGAGUGAGCCAUCGCGAAAGACAACCUUGGAUGCAAGCACCAAGUCCAACGGUCAUGCGGUCCCACCCUCGCCCAUCAGACCACGGCGAAAACACUCAUCUGGAUUCCGCCACCGCAGAACUCGGUCCACUCCAUCAGCCCUCCUCCCCAACCACAAAGCCGAUCUCCUCCAAGGCCUCCUCAUCAUCGCCAGCUGCACCGUCCUAAUGUGGUUCGAUGCCAGUCGAAUGUAUCACUCAAUCAGAGGACAAGCCGCCAUCAAACUAUACGUUAUCUACAACGUCCUUGAGGUUUUCGACCGCCUCUUCAGCGCCAUUGGGCAGGACGUUCUGGAAUGCCUCUUCUCCAAAGAGACCCUCGAGCGUGAUGCUGAUGGUAGGAGUAAAGUUCUCCGUCCGCUGUGGAUGUUUGGGCUCGCUCUACUCUACAACGUCAUCCACGCCACAGCCCUCUUCUACCAAGUUGUCACGCUCAACGUGGCUGUCAACUCGUACUCCAACGCACUGCUCACUCUCCUCAUGAGCAACCAAUUCGUCGAAAUCAAAGGCACAGUCUUCAAGAAAUUCGAAAAAGAGAACCUCUUUCAGCUCACCUGCGCCGACGUGGUCGAACGUUUCCAGCUCUGGCUCAUGCUCUCCAUCAUCGCCCUCCGCAACAUCGUCGAAGUCGGCGGUCUGAGCAUGAGCUUCAGCGGCGGAGACAACACGCCCAUAGACAGCUUCAUCAAUGCCACCUCCUCAAGCAUGCCCCUCGUCUCCGGCUACGUGAUCCCGCAAGCCUUCACCCUCCUCCCGAAAUGGACCGGCGAAGUACUCGGCCCCUUCCUCAUCGUCCUGGGCAGCGAAGCGCUCGUCGACUGGUGCAAACACGCCUACAUCACCAAAUUCAACAACGUCAAACCAGACAUCUACACCCGCUUCCUCGACGUCUUGGCGAAAGACUACUACACCCACGCUUUUGCAGACCAAAACCUCACCAAACGACUGGGCUUACCCGUCAUCCCGCUCAGCUGCCUCUUCAUCCGCGCCUGCAUGCAAACAUACCACAUGUUCCUCGCGACACACAUGCCUUUACCCAUCCCCUCGCCCGCAACAUCCAUCAUCGACACGGAAACCUCCUCCUCCUCCCCAGCCACAACCGCCGCCCUCGCCCACAUCGACACCCUCUUCCGCCGCGCCCUCGGCCGCUCCUCCUUCACAAACCCCUCCAACCCCAACGGCCAAUGGUGGUCGUGGUCCCUGGACGACAUAAUCGCCUUCUUAACAACCACCUCCAUCUUCCUAGCCGUCUACCUCCUCUUGCUCGCCUUCAAGCUCCUCCUUGGCAUGGGCCUCCUCUCCUGGGCGCGAAGCCGCUACGUAGGGAUGAAAGCUCGAGAGAACAUGGACACCGUCGUGCAAGGCGGGGAGAGAGUCGGUGGAUGGGGCACGGUUGAAGUCGGCGAGGAGAAGAGACGGUGGAUCUAUGAAGAUGAUCGAGACGGCUUGGAGAAAUUGAGGGAGAAGGAGCGGGAGAAGGAUAAAGGGAAGGGUGGUGGUGGGGGGAAGCUGGAAGGCGUGGAGAGAUACAGUAUGGUCGCCAAGAGGAUUUGGUAG